ACAGCAAACACAUGUUCAAAUUCCCAACGUCUCCGGCGAAGAUAAGCGAGAACAGGUUCUUAGGAAGUCUUACAAGUUCUUCGAUCAGAAAUUUGCUUCCCAGAUCCAUCUCCGCGAAGCAGAAACCAAUCCAAAAUCCAGAAACUAAGAUUCCCAGAUCCAACGACGAGAACGCGAUUCCUGCAAUUGCAUAUUCAAACAUACAGGACGAUGAUCAUCACAGUGCUCUUCAGUUCACGAAGCAAUCUUCGCAGAAACUGUUCCCCUCUGCGACCCAGAUUCCGCGAUCUGACACCAAGGAUGGUGACAUUGUAGCAAAUUUCGGAGAGCCGAUCGAGGAAAAGAAAACGGGACCAAACACUUUUUCGCAAGACAAGCAAACUCUUGCGGAUUCACCAUUGAAGGUUGAAACCAGGAGUAUACUGUCUCGAAGAACCUACUCAGUGCCUAGUGAAAUCACAGAGGAAGAUGACCCACUGGGUGAUCAGAUUCGAGAACUAAAGGACGAACUCAUUAGAACAAAAUCUGAUGGGUACAAACCUGAUAAAAGUAAGAGUGGCUACUUUGCGCGUGACAGUUUGAGCCAACUGAGAGUCAGCAUCAACAAAUCUUUACUCAUGUCGUGCCCGAGAAAAGAUGAAUCCGAAGAGCAAGAGAUGAAUGCGGAUCGUGAUGAUGAUGUGCUGGAACUGAAUAAACAUAUCGAGAAGUUUCAUGGCUCUUACGACUCUCUUCACUCCUCAUUUGCAAGUGUUUCAUGCUGUGAAGCAGACUCGAUGAGUGAGGACGAUAUCUGCUCAGAAGACUUGGAGAAACCGAAGCAUGGAAACCAUCAAGAUUUUGACUUUGAAGAUGAUGAUCCAAGCCAUCUCGUCAAUGUUGGAUUCGAAAAUGCGGCUAGUGUCUUCUCAGUCAGUUCAAAGCUUCCUUCAUGCAUACUAGAAGAGCCAGUUUUCUCGGAAUCUCCAAAAAUUAAGAAUUUACAAAAGAGCGUGGCUGCGUCGACAAAGUUUCUAUCAAGUCCUAGGAAUGUGUCUGGUAGCUCCAACAUGAAAGUCGAUCAAGUUAGCCCUUCUCUGUCAAAGAAGCUUUCAGGUCCUACAGAUUCUCUAGCCGCCAGUCUUCAGAGAGGACUGCAAGUUAUAGACUAUCAUCAACGGAGCUCACUAUCAAAAAGUUCCUCUGUUUCCUUCUCUUUUGGCCAUCUUGCACUGAAACCUUGCGCAGAAGCUGAUAACCUUGAUGCUUCAGUUCAAUCGUUAAGGAAAGAUAAACCUUCAGAAGGUGGACUGUCGUCGAUUCUCCUAUGCCUUUCAUGCAGAAAGAAAGUUGACCAGGAAGCUGAAGCUACGGAAGAGGCUUGUUCGAACGACAAACAUCUCAAGAACAUGUGCAUGGAGCAAGCAACCAAAAUCGAGGAGCUAACACGCCUGCUUAGGAAAUCUGGUGACGGAGAAGAUGGAACAGAGGUCAUCAAAGAAACAUAUGAGACAAAACAAGUUAGCGAAGAGUCUGGAAAGAAAAGCUUUGAUGUAAGCGAAAAGGAAGCUCUUCUAAAGGAGAUUGCAGAGCUAAAGAGCAAGCUGCAGCCUACUAAGUCUGCAGAGAAUCUGAGAUCCUCCUUGCCGCUACGAUCCAUUCAAAUGCGCAAAAGCAUUGAUGUUACUAAGAACGCUGAGAACAGUGAAAUCCUAGAGAAAGAAAGGGAGAUGUGGACAGAAAUGGAGAGUGAGUGGAUCUCUUUAACAGAUGAUCUCAGGAUGGAUAUCGACAACCAUCGCAGGCGCGCAGAGAAUCUAGAGAUUGAGCUCAAUCAAGAGAAGUUGGCCACAGAGGAGUUGAAUGACGCGCUGACUCGAGCUGUGCUUGGCCACAGCAGAUUCAUAGAGCAGUACACAGAGCUGCAGGAGAAGUACAAUGAACUAGGGGAGAAGCACUGUGUGAUGAUGGCUGGAAUAACAGAUGUGAAGAAGGCAGCAUCCAAGGCCGCAAUGAACGGUCGCCAUGGAAAGCGUUUUGCCAAAGCCUUUUCAGCUGAACUUUCUGCUAUCAGAGCCGAGAAGGAGAAAGAGAGAGAGCUAUUGAAGAAGGAGAAUAAGAGCUUAAGAACUCAGCUGCGAGAUACAGCUGAAGCCGUCCAAGCUGCUGGUGAACUACUCGUCAGACUUAGAGAAUCUGAACAAGCCUUACAAGUCACUGAGGAACGAUUCAGCGAGGUGGAAGAAGAGAAAGAGAGGCUGAAGAAGCAAAUGGAACAGCUAAAGAGCAAACACAAGACAGAAAUAGGGACAAUGAAGCAAUACUUAGCAGAGAGUAAAUUACCAGGAUCAGCAUUGUUGCAGCCAUGGUACAAGGAUGAGCAGGACGAAGAAGAACAAAUAUCAUCAGACCAUGGAACCGGAGCUGUCAGUUUUGAUGACUAUGAGGAUGAUCAGGCUUGGAGAGCAGAAUUAGGUAGAGACCGAAAAGUACCUUCGGGCUUCGAGUUCUUAGCUAUGGCGGCCGACGAUUCUUCAAAUGCUAUAAACAUGGACGGGAAUCUCGACCCCAAAGCGAACCUUCACUCUGACGGUGACGAUGCGACCAAUAAUGAUUCCUCAAAGGCAUUGGCUAUCCCUGCUCCCGCCGUUUGUUUUUUCCGGUUCGCCGGAGAUGCAGCUGGUGGCGCCGUCAUGGGCUCUAUCUUCGGAUAUGGUUCAGGAUUGUUCAAGAAGAAAGGCUUUAAAGGAUCAUUUGCGGAUGCAGGGCAAUCUGCAAAGACUUUCGCUGUUUUAUCUGGAAUACACACUUUGGUUGUUUGCCUUCUGAAGCAACUGCGUGGCAAAGAUGACGCCAUUAAUGUUGGAGUUGCUGGGUGCUGCACCGGUCUUGCUCUUAGUUUCCCUGGUGCUCCACAGGCUAUGCUACAGAGUUGUCUAACUUUUGGGGCUUUCUCUUUUAUCCUUGAGGGACUCAACAAGAGACAAACAGCUUUGGCUCACUCGGUCUCCUUGAGGCACCAAACCGGAAACAUUCAAGAUCAUCAUCGUCCUUUGCCACUCUCUCUUGCUCUCCCGAUCCAUGAAGAAAUCAAAGGAGCCUUCUCUUCUUUCUGCAAGUCCUUAGCUAAACCCAAGAAGAUUUAAUUUUCCCUGAUUCUCCUUUUCUUGUGCCUUAGGCUCUCUCUGUAGAUGUUUAAUUUUCACGCUUUUGCUGUACUUUGCGAGAGAGGUUUUAUGACAAGGCUUUUUGCACGAGACAAUUUGAAGAAGAUGAAAAAGAUUUGUGUACCUUUUGCUCUGUUAAUCCGAUCUUCUUCUUAGAAUUUUUACUACUUUUAUAAGAACGCAACACAACAAACAAACAAAAAUACUCAAAGCGAAAUGUAAACUAAAGAAGUGCUUGUGUUCUGUUUAGGGAGAUUUAUCAUAAUCUGAUGAACCUGAAAAUCACUUGCCUUGUUUCUGCCUGAGACGUUCUUUGACAAAAUCAUUCCGGGCUUUAGUGCGAGCUUGCUGAGGAGCAACGUUGAUAUACGACAGAUGCAUUCCAAUGGCGAAUAGAGCUGCCCCUGAGGCGAAAAACGCUACUGUCAUCGCCACUCUUUUGGGUGAUGAUGGAUAGCAAAACGACAUCCUCAAUGCUAAGCCUGAUGGAAUCAAACUCUUGCUUUGCUACAAUAUUCAAGCUUUCUGUUUUCUAGUUUUUUACCAUUCGAGGGAAAGCCUUGAGCGAGCUUCAGUCACACACAAUACGAGGAUUGGAAAAUUUUGACACAGCAAUGAUCUCUCAUGUUUGAAG
Messenger RNA from Thlaspi arvense, 3780 nucleotides. Lineage: Eukaryota; Viridiplantae; Streptophyta; Magnoliopsida; Brassicales; Brassicaceae. The record is from the annotation of a GenBank genome assembly.